This is a messenger RNA of Triticum turgidum subsp. durum (durum wheat), 348 nucleotides long. NCBI's taxonomy places the organism in Eukaryota, Viridiplantae, Streptophyta, Magnoliopsida, Poales, Poaceae. The record is from the annotation of a GenBank genome assembly.
AUGGGCUACGCCUACUGCAGCGGCGGGGGCGCCGGCAAGCCGCCGGCGAAGUUCGAGCCCCGCCCGUUCCUGCUGUCCGUGGUCGCCGUGGACACGUCGGAGCUGGACCUUGGCCAGAGCACGGUGGACUUGAGCGCCCUCGUGAAGGAGUCCACGGAGAAGAGCCAGCAAGGGGAGUGCGCCCGGCAGUGGCAGAUGGCGUUCCUGCUCGCCGGCAAGGCCAAGGGUGGGGAGCUCGUCGUCACGCUCGCUUUCCAGAUCAUGGAGGACGGCGGCGGCGGGCUCUACAGCCAGCCGGCCAACAAGACUGCUGCCCCUCCUUGUCCCUCGCCUUGGCCGCCAGCUUGA